UUUAUAUUCACCUAUCAAUUUCAUGAAAGUCUGUGAUAUGUCUGUGAGUUCAUAAUUAUUUAUAAAAUAAGGGUAAUUUCUAAGUUAUACAUAUCCAGUAUGAUAUCCAGAAAAGGCCAAAAAGCAAUAAAUGAAGGUGUUGUUGGGAAAUACAUCAAGAAAGAUACACCGCCCGAUUUACCAAUAAUAAAUGUGUGGACUACGGGUCAUAAUAGGCGCCCGCGCAGCCAGCCGUUUGGGGCGAGCGAUGGAGUAUCUAGCAGCCACGAAAACAAAUUUGGCAAGUCGCAGACCAUGAGCGGUCACGCAGGCAAAUAUACGCCCAGCGAGUCAGUGCCAAAUUUAGCCCACAGAUUUGCUAGUUUAUCCACUAGCGACUCCGCCAGCUCUUCAAGUAAUUACAAUUCCCAGUGCUUCUUAGAUUCUAAUUUGGCUUCCCAUUCCACGCUUAAUGAAAUAGACGACUCAUUCAGUAGACAGACCAGCCACAGAUACUAUAGGCAUCAACAAGAGGACCCCAUAUACCAAAACCAGCAGCAGGUACAGCAGCAAAAGCAGCAGCAGUACGGGUCCCGCGAGUCGAGUAUACCGCGGCUGUCAUCUAACCUCAGCCUCACCCCGCGCCUGCACCCCCCGCACCCGCCGUCGCCGCACUCCAUCCUUCACACUUGUACUGACUCGUACACAGUGGGAAGCCAAUCGUCACCUAUUUACUCCAAUUACGUGAAUACUUCGGUGCUCCCGUACAACAAUAAAGCUCAUGGAAGCAGCAUUAUUACUACUACACAAGGCACAGAAGAGGAGCUGCCGCUCCCGCCGGGCUGGUCGGCGGACCGCACGCUGCGCGGACGUCGCUACUACAUGGACCACAAUACUCAAACUACCCACUGGACGCACCCGCUUGAAAGCGUACCCCAGCCGUGGCAGAAGGUGUCCACUCAUCACGGCGUCUAUUACUUCAAUGAAAUUACUCACCAGCGAACGUAUGCACACCCUUGCUUAGUUGGGGGGUGCUAUUUAGUAAGCCCGUAUGUGCCGACAUUGGUGCCGCCUUAUUUGCUAGAAGAGAUACCACAUUGGCUUAUUGUCUAUUCAAAAGCUGACCCGGAAAUGGACCACAAGUUACGUUGGAACAUGUUCCGGUUGAGCGAGCUGGAUUGCUACUCGGAUAUGCUGACGCGCUUGUAUAAGCAAGAGCUGCAACUGAUUGUUAUGAAAUAUGAACAAUACAGGUCUGCCCUGUUGCAAGAAAUUGAAAGGAGACGGCAUGCUAUAGCAUGCCAUGCACAUUCAAAUUGUUAAUAUAUCAACAUAUCAAAUUAAUAAUAUUUUGUCUUGUUGAUCUGUGAUCCAAAAUGAUGUAACUUUUUUGACAAUUUUAUCAGCUUUUAGCUGACAAUACAAGUGAAAAUAAAUUU
Messenger RNA from Cydia amplana, 1418 nucleotides. RefSeq names its product protein salvador homolog 1 (gene sav). The transcript has 10 exons. Gene Ontology annotation, cellular component: cytosol. Lineage: Eukaryota; Metazoa; Arthropoda; Insecta; Lepidoptera; Tortricidae. The coding region runs from base 100 to 1302 and encodes 400 amino acids. Gene Ontology annotation, molecular function: molecular adaptor activity; protein binding. The record is from RefSeq and is a predicted model, not a curated record. Gene Ontology annotation, biological process: hippo signaling; apoptotic process; positive regulation of apoptotic process.